AGCCGACGGUCUGUGGAGCAGCCACUACCAGUCACACAAGCGGACAUGUUUGGCCGGCCUCUUGGUGAAGUGUAAACAUUCAUUUGAUUUUGCACGGUAAAGGAAUACGCAGCCGAGGCCGGGAACCAUGGACGCGGUCAAUGCAUUCAACCAUGAGUUGUUCUCCUUGAUGGAUUCAAAGCCCCCCAUCUCCCGGGCGAAAAUGAUCUCCAUCACCAAGUCUGCCAUCAAAGCCAUAAAGUUGUAUAAACACGUUGUUCAGAUUGUUGAAAAGUUCAUCAAAAAGUGUAAACCUGAGUACAAAGUUCCAGGGCUGUAUGUGGUCGACUCCAUUGUGAGACAGUCACGACACCAGUUUGGAGCAGACAAGGACGUGUUCGGGCCCAGGUUCACCAAAAACAUCACCGGCACCUUCGAGAAUCUCUGCUUGUGUCCGUCUGAAGACAAGAGUAAGAUUGUGAGGGUGCUGAACCUGUGGCAGAAGAAUGGCGUGUUCAAGAUCGAGGUCAUCCAGCCUCUGCUGGACAUGGCCACGAGGGGUGGAGGCUCGGCAGCGGUGGCGGAUAUGGACCCAGCAGGGCCUGACGGAGCCUCUCCCCCCACCCCAGUGCCAGACCCAGCGACCGUCUCGGAGCCUCACACCGCUAACGCCAACGUCACCUCUAACUCCAUCGCCGCCGCCGUGCCUCAGAUCCAGAACUCAGACGCCUUUGCGGCCGUAGCACAGCUCUUCCAAUCCAGCCAAGGACAGCAGCUCCAGCAGAUGCUUCAGACCUUCCAGCAACCCGGCAAGCCUCAGUCCCCAGCGCUCAGCAACAGCGUCCCCGUUCCAGUGCAGGUGCUACCCCCAGCCCAGCUCCACAUGCACCCCCACACGCUUCCCCCCGCCGUCCCUCUUCCUGCCGCCCCCAUCAUUUCUCCCGCUGCUGCCGUCAUGCCCCCCCACCCACCGACCAUGGCCGAGUCUGUUGAGAAAAAGGCCACGUUUGACCCAACACUCCUAGAUCGCUUCGACUACGAUGACGAGCCUGAAGGUGCAGACGAGACAAAGAAGGACGAGACGCCCUCGACACAGCCGGUCUUCGGUCACAUGGACAGCAUGGGUCAGGCUCAGCCCCAGCAGCAGCAGCAGCAGCAGCAGCAGCUCCGGCCAGGCUUCCCCCAGCAGCACCCCUCCCAGAUGCCCGGCAUGGAGCACUUCCAACAAGCCAUGAUGGGCAAGCCACACAACCCCACACAGCAGGUUCCUCUACCUCCCAAUGGGCAGCUCCAGGGCUUUGGCAUGAUGCCUCCCCAGCCCUAUCCAGGAAUGAUGGCCCCCAUGGGGCAGCAGCAGCAGCCAGGGAUGGCACACCCUCAGCAGGGAGUCAUGCCCCCGGGCUUCCCAGGGGGAUACCCCCCUCCCCAGAAUAACAACGCCGCCUUCCCUCAGCACAUGGCCCAGCAUCAACAGCAGGAUGGACCCGUGGGCAUGGACUCUCCUUCAGUGAAGGACCGAAGACAGUGGCCGGACAACAGGAGGUCUCACUCACGCUCAGGCUCCAGAUCGCCAAAGAGGAGACGUUCCCGCUCCAACUCGCGCUCCAGGCGGACGCGGCACCGGCGGUCGCGCUCCUCCUCCCGGGAGCGCCGGCACCACUCGAGAGACGAGGAGAGGAAGGACAGGGACCGCGUGCGGGAGAGGCGGAGCAAAGGGCUCCCUCCCCUCAAAAACCACACCCUGAGCGUGUGCAGCACUACGCUGUGGGUGGGACAGCUUGACAAGAGGACCCAACAGCAGGACGUAGCGUCUCUGCUGGAGGAGUUUGGACAGAUAGACUCCAUAAAUAUGAUUCCGCCUCGUGGCUGUGCCUACAUCGUCAUGGUCCAUCGGCAAGAUGCCUAUAGAGCCCUGCAGAAACUCAGCAGGGGCACCUUCAAAGUCAACCAGAAAGCCAUCAAGAUUGCAUGGGCACUGAACAAGGGCAUCAAAGCGGAGCACAAGCAGUUCUGGGACGUGGAGCAGGGGGUCACCUAUAUCCCCUGGAGCAAGAUGAGGCCAGAGGAUCUGGAGGACUGUAAAGAGGGGGGCAUGCUGGACACCGACUCCUUAUCGCCAGACUGGCCAGGUGCUAAGCAGCAUGAGCUGCAGGAUGGGACAGAUGAGGUGUCCCAGAACGGCCGAGUGGAAGCCAACCCAGGGGAGGACAAGCCAGGAGGCCCACCUGGACAGGUACCUCCAGGUCAGCCAAUGGGAGUGAUGGGCUCAGCACAGGGCCCGCCGCCGGGUUUCCCUGGGCCAGUGGGCAUGCCCCCUCCCAACUUCCCCCCAGGAGUGCCCCCUCCCCCCUUCAUGAGGCCUGGCUUCAACCCCAUGCACAUGCCACCAGGUUUUCUCCCAGCCGGUGCUGUACCACCCAUGGGUCCCUCUGGUCCCCCGCCACACAUGCCAGGGCCCGGCAUGCCCCCAGGCGGUGGUCCAGAGGAGCAGUCAGGUGACCUGAGGAACAGUGAGGGCUCUGAUGGAUACAACCCUAAUCAGCAGAUGGGUAACCAGGGUGCCCCUCCGCCAGGUGGCCUCUUGGGUGCAAGACCUGGCAUGAUGCCCCUGCAGCGGCCGCCCGUGAUGCCCCCUCCACACCUGCAGCGCUUCCCCAUGCCCCCUCCGCACCCCAACAUGCCCCCCAUGCCCCCCCAGAUGAUGCCCCGAGGGGGGCCACCGCAGAUGAUGCACCGCGAGCCUCACCCGGGGGGUUUUGGCAUGCCCCCGGGCCCUCCUCACCCCAUGAAGGGGCCUUUCCCCCCACCCCCGGGCGCUCCAGGGGGGCCUCCUCUGGGACCGCCUGGACCCGGGGGCCCCCCUCCUGGUCUUCCCGGGCCCCCCGGACACCCCAGACCACCCGGGCCACCCUUCAUGCGGCCGCCGGGGCCUAGGGGCCCUGGGCCAGAAGGGCCAGAUGGCAGGGACAUGAGGCCCUUCAGAAGAGAGGAGCGGAACCCCAACUUUAUCGGUCGAGAUCAGGAGCCCGACUGGUUCGGGGGACCAGGAGGACCAGGGCCUGGAGGACCAGGACCUGGGAGGCGGCCGUUUGGUGGCGAAGGACGGGGAGAUCGAGACCGCUCAGAGGGGAGGGAGAGGGAGAGGUUUGGGAACUGGCACGAUGAUGAACCACCACAGCAGCGAGAUCGAGGAGGUGGUGGCUGGGAAAGGGACCGAGAAAGGGACAGAGACAGAGAGCGAGAUCGUGACAGGGACAGAGAUCGAGACAGAGACAGGGAGAGAGGGGACAGAGGAGACAGGGAGAGAGGGGACAGAGACAGAGACAGAGGAGACAGGGAGAGGGGGGACAGAGACAGAGGAGAGAGGGACAGAGGGGACAGGGAGAGAGGAGACAGGGCAGAGCGGGAUCGGGACAGAGAUCGGGAGCGGGAACGAGAUCGCAGAGACUGGAGGCGGAGUCCUGAGGCAGGUGACCGGGGUGGUGGCGAGAGGGGAGGUGACACCAACAAGAACUCUAACAGCAGUGGUGCCACCUCCUCGUCCUCAGAGGAGCACGGUCGACCAGGCAGACGUGGCCGCGACCGAGAGCGCAGCUCCCGAUGGGACCGCGACGACUGGCUCAGGGGAGGGGACCGAGACAGGGGUGGGGACCGGGACCGGGACCGAGAACGGGACAGGGACAGAGGGGACCGGGACAGAGGGGAUAAGGACAAAGACAAAGAAAAGGACAAGAGCAAUGAGCAAGGCAGCAGCGCCCAAAAAACUUCGAACACUAACAGCAGCGGCGACGCCACAGAAGUACCGCCUCCUCCUCCUCUCUCAAAAGAGCCUGCCGCUGUCACCACAGAGCCAUCGCCUGCCAAGCAGGAGCCUCCCCCAUCACAGGAGAGCACGCAGGAGAGCUCUGGGGGGGAGAGGAGGAGUAGUACUGAGGAGGCGGAGGGUUCAAAACCCACAGCGGACCAGCAGUCACCACCAACAUUAAGCGACACCACAGAGGCUGCGGAGGCCUCAGAGUCGUAGAGCCAUGUCUCACUGCUUCAAGCUGUGUGAGGCGGACUGUCGCGGUCAAUGUGGACUAUGUGGACAGUGUGCAGAACAAUAAUAGCGUUUUCAGGCCGACCAGAACGGAGCGUUCGGCACUAAAGUGCUUAUCUGCGAACCACCCGUGUUCAUACCGGGCUCUGAACUUUUUCAGCACGUGACUGUGUUACCGGGAUGACCUGCUGGCGGCCACGUUGUCGUCACGGUUCGCGGAGAGAAAAAAAGAACUAUUUUGUGGUUUUGCGAACGCUAAAAUCUUUGGCGUGAACACAACGGCUGGUUCGCAAGUAGGUGCAGGAAUGGCACCAGCACGGUUCUCAGUCGGCCUGAAUGCGCUAUAUGUGAGCCUCUCGAGAGCCUUCCCUCACCUCUGGGACUCCAUGAAAUCCCCAUAUCCUGCUGAGCUGAGAACGAAUGUCGGUCAGAUAGCUUAACAAAACUAAACAUUAAGUGUAACAAAAAAGAAGAAAUGGUAACAGUUCAUUUUAGGGGUUACUUUGCUACUAAUACAUGCCGUGCAAACAGUCUGUAUAAGUGAUUUCUAAGACGUGUUGAAGCCAUACUUCAUCAUUUCUGGAAAUAACCUAGUUGGUACCAUAUGAUUACCGUAUAUGAUGAUUGCUUGCUUGGGACCUGACAUAAUUUCACUAAACUAAGAGAACAGCUUGAAGAUUUCCAUAAAUGCUGGCAUAUGGCUGUAAGCAAUUUGUUAGAUAUGUUUUCACGAAUUUCUUGUCGUAUAAAUUCCUUGCCAAUGAGACAUUUUUUAUUGAUAUAAUCAUAAUAGGACCUAGUAGGCCCUUGAUUUUGCUUAACACAUGGUUUAUAAACCACUGAUACAGACAGUAAUUAUGCAUAUAUUGGUGGCUAGCAUGUGAACCGUAAAAUAAAGUGUUACAAAAGAAACAAGUAUGUUAUCAAGAGAAGCAAAAGAAAAAAAUGUCUAUGCUGUAAAUAUGUUUGUAUUUUAAAAGUGUAGAUUUUUUGGAGCGAUGAAAUGUUUUUAUUCUUUUCCUCUGGGUUUUAAAUACAGACGUCAACUCUAAAUAUGAAAAUAAUGCCCUUUUUUGUUGUAAUGUUUUAUGACCGAAGUGUUUACAUAUUGCAGAACUUUCUAUCAUUUUUAAGCAACAGAAGGAGAAAUCAACCCAAGAAAUAUUUCGCAAAAAAAAUCAGCAAUAGUGUUUGGAUGAAUAAACUAUUUUCAUACCAAAA
This is a messenger RNA of Engraulis encrasicolus (European anchovy), 5239 nucleotides long. It is a transcript of the gene scaf4a, whose product is annotated as SR-related CTD-associated factor 4a. The record is from RefSeq and is a predicted model, not a curated record. Gene Ontology annotation, biological process: negative regulation of termination of RNA polymerase II transcription, poly(A)-coupled. Lineage: Eukaryota; Metazoa; Chordata; Actinopteri; Clupeiformes; Engraulidae. Gene Ontology annotation, cellular component: nucleus. The transcript is spliced from 20 exons. The coding region runs from base 128 to 4003 and encodes 1291 amino acids. Gene Ontology annotation, molecular function: RNA polymerase II C-terminal domain phosphoserine binding; RNA binding.